AUGAACUUCUUAGAGCCAGGUUCUCAUGAACUAAUCUAACGACGUCAAUAAGCCAAACUUGAUUUCUUAGUAUCUGAAAAUCGUUCGCUCAAAUAAGAGAAUGAUUUAUUGCUUUUGACACUCCAGAAGUAUAGAACCAAUCAACUGAAUGAAAUAUUUUCUUUCGAAAUUCAACAAUUAAAUUAACAAGUUACAUCAUUGAAGGAAUAACUCACCCAUUCGCAGGUGCAAGCUUUCCUCAAUCUUUAAAUGAGUUAACAAAUUGAAGCCUUCUAUUUGGAUUUGGUUCAUGAACAAGAAGAUAAAAUUUUAGAAUAACGCCGCAUCAUUCACGAUAAAGAAUAUACUAUUUAACAAUAGGAAAAGAACAAUACAGUAUUGAAUGAUGGAGUGGCUGUUAAAUGUAAGGAUCUCUUAUAAUUAAAUGAAAUAUCUUUAAAAUUACACAAUGAAAUUGAACAUUUAAAAAAUGAACUUCUAAAACAUAAUUAAUAUAUCUAACACUAUUAAGUUAAAAUUAAAUAAUUAAAUAAUGAAAAUUCCACUUAUAAAUUCGAAUUAUUGAAGUUUCGAAAAGCUUUAAGGAAUUAAGUUACUUUCAGAAAAGUUAGAGAAAGUUUGAUGAAUGAAUAUGAACAGGAUUUAAGUGAUACAGAGUUAUCUUCCUUUUCCAAUAAUGGUUAAUCCACAACAGAAACAAGACAAAUUAAUACUAGUAUAUCCACUCAAAAAUGUCAUGAAUUAGAAAGAUAUAAAAAAUUAUUUGAAUCACAAGUUACAACUAAUCACAUUCUUUAAGGAGAAUAUAAUAAAAUUUAUAAAUAAAAUUAAUAAUUAUUAGUAGCAAAUGAACGAUUGUGUAUGAAUUCUUAAACUUAAAACAAAAAAAUAGAAAAACUAAAAAAUGAAUUAAUUUAUCUUGAAUAAUUUUGGUAAGCCUCAUUAAAUAAUACAACCAAUUAAAUUAUUAAAUAUUCAAUCACCUAUACAGAUCAAUCAAAGCUACUAUUUGUAUAAAGGAGUUAAAGCUGCAAAUAAUUAGAAUAUUAAGAAUCAACCGAACUGAAAGAAUUCAAGAAUUAUUUAUUGUAGUUACAUAGAGAGUUAUAUUCCAAAAACAGAAAAAAAUUGAUAUCGAGAUGUGUGUCAGAACCUCCCAGGUUUAGGCAAAUUAAAAUGACAAAAAAGAAAAAACCCUUAAAAGAUCAACAUUAAGGAUAACAAGCUUAGGAUUUGUCUAUGAUUCACAAAAAAGAUCUUAGUUAACUUAGCGAAUGUAUAUUCUGA
Molecule: messenger RNA, 1287 nt
Organism: Paramecium octaurelia
Lineage: Eukaryota; Ciliophora; Oligohymenophorea; Peniculida; Parameciidae
Source: the annotation of a GenBank genome assembly